UAAAAAAAAAAAUACCAUUAAAAAUGAAAUAUAUUGCAAUGAGACUUCUGCAAGUCCACCUGCUCCUAGGAGUCACCAGCGCUCUGGUCAUUCAGUCUGUGCCCUGGAAGGUCCCUUGUCCUCGGCAAUGUGUGUGCCAGAUCAAGCCCUGGUAUUCUCCUCGCUCGGUUUAUAAAGAAGCCCCCACAGUGGACUGCAAUGACCUCCUGCUCUCUCGCUUGCCAGAUUCCCUGCCUGCCGAGACCCAAACUCUUCGGCUGCAGAGCAAUCUGAUCAGCUCCCUCGACCAAACAGAGCUCCAGAGGAUAGCAAACUUGACCGAACUCGAUCUCUCUCAGAACAGCUUCACCAGCGCACGAGACCUACGCAUCGCUGGAAUGCCCAGACUCCUCAGUCUGCAUCUGGAAGAGAACCAGUUCCGGCACCUCCCAGAGGCUGCCUUCUCAGGUUUCCCAGGCUUGCAGGAGCUGUAUCUCAAUCACAACCAGCUGAGGAACAUCUCCCCUGGGGCUUUCACCGGCUUGGACAACCUUCUCCGACUUCAUCUCAACUCCAACCGCCUUCGCGCGGUCGACCGCCGCUGGUUCCAUGCCUUACCUCAUCUGGAGGUCCUGAUGAUCGGAGGCAACCCUGUGGAAGUCAUCCAAGACCAAAAUUUCAAGCCACUGGGGUCCUUACGCAGCCUGGUCCUGGCUGGCAUGGGCCUGAGAGAGCUCUCAGAGUGGGCAUUAGAAGGAUUAGCCAGUUUAGAGAGUGUUUCAUUCUAUGAUAACCGUCUAACCAAAGUACCCAAAGAGGCCCUGCAGAAGGUACCUGGGUUGAAGUUCCUGGACCUGAACAAGAACCCAAUCCAGCUGGUUCUGCCUGGAGACUUCAGGGAUAUGCUUCAUCUGAAGGAGCUAGGACUGAACAACAUGGACGAGUUAGUUUCCAUAGAGCAGUCAGCCCUAGAGAAUCUGCCUGAGCUAACCAAACUGGAGAUCACCAACAAUCCACGACUAUCUUAUGUCCACCCACAGGCUUUCCAGCGCCUGUCCAGCAUGGAGAGUCUGAUGCUUAAUAGCAAUGCCUUGAGCGCUUUACACAGACAGACCAUACGUUCCUUACCUGGUCUCCAAGAGAUCAGUCUGCACACCAACCCGAUCCGUUGCGACUGUCUGAUCCGUUGGGUGGGUGCUGAAGACGAUAGGUCUGUCCGCUUCAUUGAGCCUCAAUCCACGUUCUGCUCAGAACCGCCAGAGCUCAAGGCAAGAAGGGUGAAGGAGGUCUCUUUUAGAGAGAUGGCCAACAGCUGCUUGCCUUUAAUUGCCCCAGGAACUUUUCCUUCUCAUGCACGGGUCAGGCUUGGAGAGACCCUGUCUCUACACUGUCGGGCCUUAGCAGAACCAGAACCCAGCAUCUACUGGGUCUCUCCCACAGGCCAAAGACUUUCCCCAUCUGAAAGUUAUGGACGGUACAAGGUUGGAUCGGAGGGUACUCUGGAGGUCUUUGGAGUUACCCUAGAAGAGGCAGGUCUUUACACUUGUGUGGCACAGAAUUUGGUUGGGGCCGACACCCGCAGUGUUGCUGUGAAGGUUAUCGGGGUCGGGAAGUCUUUGAUAAGUAGUAACAAGAGAGGCGGUAAUAGCAUAAUUCUGCAGGCACGGGAAGUCUCAACACGAUAUGCUCUGGUUAGCUGGCCAUCUAGACAAAACGUUCCAUCAGCAUGGCUGUCCUGGUUGGAUAACAGAAGUGCUGAAGGCCAACACAGUGCCCGACUGCUAGCGGGAACUCGAGGCUUUAACCUGACACACCUGAGACCCAACACCCAGUACAGAGUGUGCCUGCACCUUGGUCCAGACGAUACCUCCUGUCUUCAUCUCAGGACUAAAGAAGCCACAGCAACUGCUGUAUCUCCAGACCUGACCCCUGCAGCUCUACUUGCGACCUCUGCUUUGCUCCUGCUGCUGGCAGUCAAAGCUUGCCAAGGAGGGCCCUCUUCCUGCCUGAAAGAAGAGGACUGCCCAUGGCAGGAACAAUCAGAGAAGCCAAGCGUCUGCUCCCCAGUGCCCACAGCAGGAGAGUGCCAUCUGGACAUGCAGCAGUCUCAGACGCAGAGCUCGGAUAAAGACUGCGGCAGUGUUGACAAUGUUCAGAACAUUCAGCCACAGUCGUGCUGAGUCGGACAGCCCGCACCUGUGAUGCUACACCAACACUGGUCUCAACGAUCCCCUAUACCA
This is a messenger RNA of Polyodon spathula (Mississippi paddlefish), 2219 nucleotides long. RefSeq names its product leucine-rich repeat neuronal protein 2-like. Gene Ontology annotation, cellular component: extracellular matrix. The transcript has a single exon. The coding region runs from base 24 to 2159 and encodes 711 amino acids. Gene Ontology annotation, molecular function: protein binding. NCBI's taxonomy places the organism in Eukaryota, Metazoa, Chordata, Actinopteri, Acipenseriformes, Polyodontidae. The record is from RefSeq and is a predicted model, not a curated record.